This is a messenger RNA of Marasmius oreades (fairy-ring Marasmius), 1499 nucleotides long. RefSeq lists its product as uncharacterized. NCBI's taxonomy places the organism in Eukaryota, Fungi, Basidiomycota, Agaricomycetes, Agaricales, Marasmiaceae. Gene Ontology annotation, molecular function: dioxygenase activity. The record is from RefSeq and is a predicted model, not a curated record. The transcript is spliced from 5 exons. The coding region runs from base 233 to 1408 and encodes 391 amino acids.
ACGCAAGUUUGCUCUGCGCUUUGACCUCUUUUCCAAAUCUUCCUCAGCAUGCCCACUCUUUGUCUUUGUUCUAUGCUCAUUAUCUCUUUUUGAAUCAGAAUAUUUUUUUCUUCAGGAAAUCCCGUACGAAUGUCGAUCAAUCGCGUCAUCUUUCCCUCAACAUCAUAUGAUCUUUUUCACCCAUGCGGGGGUUGCAUAAAAAACCCGAAAUGACUACCAUUCACGCUCAAGCAUGUCGUCCACAGUCGUCUCCGACUUCUCUUCAAUACCCGUCAUAUCCUACCCCACCUCCUUUGAGGACCACGAAAAGUUCAUUAUCGCACUUCAGAACGCUUUGAUAUCAACGGGGUUCUUCUAUUUAUCGGAUGCGCCAGUACCGCCUUCGACCAUCUCAACGCUCGUUUCUUACAUCCCCAAACUCUUUGCCUUACCUCAGACAGAGAAAGACAAAUUCGCCAUGAUCAACUCGCCUCAUUUUUUGGGGUACACCAAGUUGGGAACGGAGUUUACGAAGGGUAAGGUGGAUUGGAGGGAACAGGUUGAUAUUGCUACGCCCAUGAAGAGCAGAUGGAAUGGGGAAGAGGAAGAGAGAUGGAUGAAUGUUUGGGGGCCUUCGCAGGUGCGUUCGUUCUUCCUGGGUGGAUGCUACAUUCGACGAAAUGAUGCACCCCGAAAGUAUCCGGAUGAAUCUGUUUUACCUGGAUUCCGAGAUGCGAUUAUUAACUAUCAAUCAGAAGUCACCAAACUAGGCAACCGACUUAUCAAGUACAUCUCAGAAGCACUCGGUCUUGGGCCAGAUGGGCUAGCGAAGUUUUACGACGUCCAGGAGAAGAUGCAGCAUCGAGGGAAAAUCGUUUCGUAUCCGGUCCCGGAAACAGGCGAUGGCGAGAGAGGUCAAGGCGUUGGACCACAUUUUGAUGCUGGGUUUCUGACUAUCUUGCUUCAAGCAUCUCCUCAUCCUGGAUUACAGGUUCAGAAUCUAUCCGGUGAAUGGAUCGAUGCGUCACCGAUACCGGGAACGUUUGUGGUCAACUUCGGGAGAGCCCUUGAAUUCGCUACCCAGGGGAUAGUUCGUGCAACAUCCCACCGCGUUCUAUCGCCUCCUGCUACAGCGGAAUGGAGGAAAAUAGGACCUAGGUAUUCAGUACCGUUUUUCCACAACAUCGAUAUGUGUGUCAGGAUGGGUGAUAAGGAGAAAUGGCGAUUAGAAUUUCCGGAACACAUUUUACGUUUACGCGAUGCUCGAGGAAAACUAGGGAAUACGGAUUCGAUCAACUACGGCGAGUUUUUGACCGAGCCGUCUGGGAAGGUUCAGUUGUUUGGAAGAAUCAAAAGUCAUCCGGACGUUGGAGAACGGCAUUACCCUGAGUUGUUUAACCAGUUCUUCCCUAAUGGUCUACCCAAGUGAACUCUACCUGAUGGUGUUCGAUGUUUGUAUGUAGAACUGAAUAUGGACGCCAUCUAGUGCGUUAUGCAGUUAUUACAGGAUGCCGUUCCCG